CAGAAGCAACACUCCCAUAAUCCCGAAGGAUAAAAGGGAAGCAGGGCUUUGCCAUAAACUCCGCUCUACCCGCCCCUCCUACUUCUUUUCACCAACAUCAACAUUAAUUCAGCCUUCGCUGGCAAUUGCUUUCCCAGACCCCCUCCACCGUUACUCCUCAGAGGGAGGGGAGGAAAGGAGGAGGGGGAAGAGAUGCAUCUUGUAGGCUAAAGGCUGGGAGCCUUCGUCCCUUCUAUUGAGAACACCGGCUUGUGUGGGGAAGGUGCAUGUUUGGUUGCCAGUGCCCGAGGAAGAAGAAGGGGACUAUGACAAUGAUGCGCUUGCGGACUGCCAGCCUGCGAUCCUUAAAUCUGGACAUGAGAUGCACCAUCCGUUUGCUGGACGAUACGGAGAUCUCGUUCAAUAUUCAGAGGGACACCAAGGGACAGUUUCUCCUAGACUAUAUUUGCAACCAUUACAAUCUUUUGGAAAAGGAUUACUUUGGCAUUCGCUUUGUUGACCCAGAGAAACAGAGGCACUGGCUCGAUCCCAGCAAGCCUGUUGCCAAACAGAUGAAAUCUCAUCCACCAUACACCAUGUGCUUUAGAGUGAAAUUCUACCCACAUGAACCAUUGAAGAUUAAAGAAGAGCUCACCAGGUAUCUUUUGUAUUUACAAAUCAAGCGAGAUAUUUUUCAUGGUCGGCUACUUUGCUGUUUUGCUGAUGCUGCUUUUCUGGGUGCCUGUAUUGUGCAAGCUGAGAUUGGAGAUUACGAUCCUGAUGAGCAUCCUGACAAUUACAUCUGCGACUUCAAGAUAUUCCCUAAACAGUCACAGAAGUUGGAGAGAAAAAUCGUGGAAAUUCAUAAGAACGAGCUGAGAGGUCAGAGUCCGUCUGUUUCUGAAUUUAAUUUGCUGCUGAAAGCACAUUCCUUGGAGACAUAUGGGGUUGACCCUCAUCCCUGCAAGGAUUCUACAGGGACCACUACAUUUCUCGGAUACACUGCCGCAGGCUUUGUCGUUUUUCAGGGUAAUAAAAGAAUACACCUAAUAAAAUGGCCAGAUAUCUGCAAAAUGAAGUUCGAUGGAAAGACUUUUCACGUUGUUGUAAUGCAGAAGGAGAAAAAAAAUAUUCUAACUUACCAUACCUCGACACCAGCAGCCUGCAAGCAUCUAUGGAAAUGUGGGGUUGAAAAUCAAGCCUUUUACAAGUAUGCAAAAUCAAGUCAAGUAAAGACAGUAACAAGCAGCAAUAUCUUCUUUAAAGGAAGCCGAUUUCGAUAUUGUGGAAAAGUCGCAAAAGAAGUAGUAGAGGCAAGUUCAAAAAUCCAGAGGGACCCCCCAGAAGUGCAUAGGUCACUCAUACCACACAGCCGCAGCUCCUACUCCUUAAACAAACAGCUUAUAAUCAACAUGGAACCUCUGCAACCUCUAAUACCAUCUCCAAAUGAGGAGGAGGAAGAGGAAGAAGAAGAGAAUCAAAUAGAUGAAGGUAUCCUGCUUUUACAGCAAAGUGAGGCUAGUUCUGCCCCAGUGUUGGGCAAUUCCCCUGCCAGAGGCUUAGAGACUACAGCAGAUGUGACACAUGAUGAGGAAGAGAGUAUCAGAGAGGAGCCCCUAACUAUCUCAGAGCAGGUGUAUAACCCAAGCGCCAGCUUGUUACCCACCCCAGUAGAUGAAGGCAUUGAUAUGCUCUUCAACAGCCCCCUCAGGGCAGAGAGGGAGAAGGACGAUACUGAUUCCUUUGAGGAUUUAGAGGCAGAUGAACAUGCAUUUCUGAUUGCAGAAGAAGAAGAGAUGAAAGAGGCCAGGAAAGCGCUAAGCUGGAGCUACAAUUUCAUUAUGGGAAACAUGCAGCUCAACGCCUUUCUGAAGAGCUUCUCCAAGCUUCUGCUGGCAGCCAUUGGCUUGCUUAUGGUGGUCCUCCCUCUCCUCCUCAUUCUGCUGGAAUCCGACAUUGAUGUUUCUUUCCUACGUGAAAUCCGCCUGACGCCAGAAUUUGAGCAGUUCCACCAUGAAUACUACUGUCCUUUUAGGAAGUGGGUAGCCUGCAAAUUAAGUGCAGCGCUAAACCUGUUUGGCAGCACCUAAAUCGGUCCACGUACUGACUGAGGAUUAUAUUCAAAUUGAAACCCUCCAGUGGAGUCGCUAUUUGUACUUUCCCUGGCUCCACGGUACCAAAAAGUGUGUGCAAUGUACAUUUUUUUAAGUUAACUGCUUUUUUACUGUAUAGUGGGCAGUUCUGUAUAUAUUUUUUUAGCUGCAAAUAUUAAGAAAUGGAGGCGCAACAUGAUGACAGUUUUGAAGAUGUACAGGAGGCAUGUCAGAUGUAAGGUCCUCAGCCUCCUGAUAGGUCAAAUGUAGGACCCUAAGUUUGGCAUCCAUGAAAAGAUAACUUUGAAUAUAAACCUCAGUGCAAAGUUCCCUUAAGUAUAAUGGCACAUAGGGAGAUUUGCUGCCCCAGUCAUGUCCUGCUUCUAGGGAGGGGGACAAUACACUGCCAGUUUCCCCCUCCAAUCAGAGUGCAUGGGAAACUUGCCUUGCCCUGCUUAGUAAAAGGUGCAUAUUACUCCAAAGAAUAUGUGGAUCUGACAGUGCUUGUUGCUAAGCAGGAUUAUGGUGUUUCCCAUUCUCUUUGGCUGGGUGGGAGAUUGGCAGCACUUUGUCACCCUCCCUUGCAGCAGGAAAUCCCUAGGGGGUGAGAAAUUGCUGCCAGUCUCCCCAUGUGCCAUUACCCAAACUCCUUCCUUCCAGAGAGGCCUGUGACACAAUGCAAACCAUAAAAAUGUUGAUGCAGGCCUUUGUGCAGUUGAGGGGUUACCCAAUGCCUAUACAAGCAACAGUUUUGCUGUUUUUAUUUUUUUCUUAUAUUUUUAUGUGUUCAAAUAUUUUGGUAAAUUUGUAGCAAAUAAAUAUGUCUUCUUAACUUA
Molecule: messenger RNA, 2908 nt
Organism: Xenopus tropicalis (tropical clawed frog)
Lineage: Eukaryota; Metazoa; Chordata; Amphibia; Anura; Pipidae
Gene: frmd3
Product: FERM domain containing 3
Cellular component (GO): membrane
Molecular function (GO): cytoskeletal protein binding
Source: RefSeq, marked provisional